Haliotis rufescens (red abalone) is the source of this 2384-nucleotide messenger RNA. Its product is annotated as transmembrane protein 220-like. The coding region runs from base 276 to 848 and encodes 190 amino acids. The record is from RefSeq and is a predicted model, not a curated record. The transcript has 7 exons. NCBI's taxonomy places the organism in Eukaryota, Metazoa, Mollusca, Gastropoda, Lepetellida, Haliotidae.
UGUGGAGUCUAUGUAUCAUACACACACAUCGGUAAUCGUCACACACGUCUGUGACAGAUUUUCAGCGUGCACAGCAUUUUGAAUUAUUAUUAUGAAAAUCAGUGCGAACAUUCACUGACGGGUGAGUCUGUCUAUCACGUAAAUUCACACGAACCGAGUGACAAAGCAGCAGCAGCAAAAAAGAAAGAAGUAUUCGACAGCCCGGUAUCUAUUACCGUACUUGCCCAGAUAAAACUUGAACGUGAGGAAAGGCAGUUUACUGCUGGUAAACAGUGAUGGAUUAUGAGCGUGUUACGACGUCGGCCGGGGACACCCCUAAGAUACAGUCAGGGAUGUGGGAACAUGUCUGGCGUGCCAUCAACAUCUUCAUGCUACUGUUCUUUUCAUUAGCAGCCUUUUACAAUUUGAAUGACAGUGACUGGUACCUGUGGGUGCCAAUAUAUGUUAUCCCCGCUGUGCUGUGUCUUCCGAUCAUUGCAAAACCAAGCUUGUCUGAAAAUAAGAUAGUAGGAUGGAUGUCGGUGGUGCACUUCACACUGUGUCUAGCCUACUCCGGGUACCAGAUCAUCACCAUGAUCCAAGUCAUUAGUGGCCGCAUCGGGAACCCGCUUCAACACGAGGAGGGCAGAGAGAUGGGAGGUUUGCUGAUCAUCAUCACAUGGUUGGGGAUCUGCAGAUUCACAUCACUAGGGAGGCCUCACACGACUGCCAUGAACCGGUCUCUGAUGAAUGCCCUGGUCCUCAUGUCGCUGACGCUGGCGGUGCUGCCGCUGUUCACCUGGGCUCUGUGUUUUGUGGGGGACUGGCAUCAGAAGCUGGGACACUGCAACGGCAUGUUUAGGUCCUAGGACGGAGAGGAGGACAAUGAUGAGUCAGUGUGUUGGAUUUAACGCCACUUGGAACAGUGUUUCAGUUAUAUCAUGAUGUGUCCGUUGGGACAUCUGGGAGGAAAGCCUGAAGUGAUGCAGGCCUUGGAUGUUUUCCACUUUGAAGAAAUGCAUGAGUGUGGUACGGGCAAACCGAGAACCAUGAUCAGGGGAAUCUGGGAGUCAAAACACAUGAUCAUAGGAUUCUGGCACACCUAAGGGAUGCAACUCUGCACACGGCAAAUUGUGACACAUUAGAAGACGGGGCCACAUGUGCCCCCAAUGAUUAAGAUGAUGAUGAUGAUGAUGAUGAUGAUGAUGAUGAUGGUGGUGAUCCAUGCCGGCAUUGUUCUUAUGUACUACUCAACUUUUGAUAGAGUUACUUAUAUUAUUCCAUGUUAUGCCAAAGCAGUAACUCAUAUGUAACUAGUAUGCAGUAUCUUCGUACACCUCAAAAGUUGUGUGGUAUAAGUGGAAUUGAUGAAAAGGAGGCGGUGAAGUUACUGGUAACAGAGAUAAUUCCCCGUCAUCAAACCGCUUCUGUUGGACCUGUUUGACAAUGACCUUCCAAUAAUGUUUGAAAGCUUUAUGAUCAUACUGUUAGAGAUUAUUUAUAAAAAAGGGUAUGUGCAAGAAAUGAAAAUAAUAUGUCAUGUUAUAUUCAGCAACACAUCCAAAAAACACCUACACUGUUGACUUUGAUUUGUAGUUUACAUGUUGACUGAGUCAUGACAAAGGGCAAACAAAGUUAUUAAAUAUAUUAUUAUGCCGUUUAAUGCUGCAAGCAGGAACAUUCCACCGAUACUAUGGCAAUCAACUAAGUGAGUGAAUGUUGUUUUAUUCAGAGGCUGCAAUAUUUCACCUGUAUUUCAGCAAUCUGUAAAUAAUCAACUGAGUGAGUGAAUGUUGUUUUAUUCUGAGGCUGCAAUAUUUCACCUGUAUUUCAGCAAUCUGUAAAUAAUCAACUGAGUGAGUGAAUGUUGUUUUAUUCUGAGGCUGCAAAUAUUCCACCUGUAUUACUGCAAUCUGUAAAUAAUCAACUGAGUGAGUGAAUGUUGUUUUAUUCUGAGGCUGCAAUAUUUCACCUGUAUUACAGCAAUCUGUAAAUAAUCAACUGAGUGAGUGAAUGUUGUUUUAUUCUGAGGCUGCAAUAUUUCACCUAUAUUACAGCAAUCUGUAAAUAAUCAACUGAGUGAGUGAAUGUUGUUUUAUUCUGAGGCUGCAAUAUUCCCCCUAUAUUACAGCAAUCUGUAAAUAAUCAAAUCUUGGCUGUGUAAAUCAGUGGUUAACAGACAUAUUCAAGUCCGAGUGGCGCACAGUCAUCUAGGUCACACUUUGUCACCAUCCGAUGCUUAUAGUCUCUCUUAUGACAAGUGUGGUUAUGCUGGGGACAUAGUCUACCCCAAUCUCAUUAAAAUCUGACCUUAGUUCUAAACAAAGAUCUGAGGACAUCCCAUUACGGGUCACGUCAGAACGACCUUUCAUACGACCAAUCAGAGCAUCGCUAACCUGAUUAUG